AUGCCGAACCGUCCUAUAUCUCACCAGAGGAGUGCGAGCGCUGUUUUUCCUUUCUACAAACCAGUCACGGACAAGAGUUUCUACAAGCAUAUUUACGAGGAACGCGAAGAGCGAAAACGCAUCAGCAAGCCAAACACCAUUCACGGAAAACUCUUGAAACCCUCUGAGGUUCGGAAGCAUCACGAAUGGGAAGCACACAAACACGAUAUCUUUUUCUACUACAUGCGAAAUUCUAGCUCCGCCGGUAUAUUACGAGAGAUCACUGCUACAGACUACCGGUGCCCAAGUCAAUCACCUCGAACUUGUGAUAAUAGAUUAGAGGCAUGGGGUUACCUUUUUAAUCCACAAUCUAGACAGAUAUUUUUGAUUCGAUUACGAGAGGAAGCAGCAGCUUGGGAAGGAACAAUUCAACUUGAGCUUCAGAGAAAUUUCUCGGUAGUAUCUGACCUAUCGAAUUUAGAAACGGAUGCUGGUCCCAGUCAUGUCCACGUCAAUGUAUUCAACUCACCAUUUGGAUUUGGAGAUUCUCCAACUCUUGGCGUGGCUAUAGGAAAGACAAUAACCGAUGUCAUAAAACCACUUCAACACACAGCAUCGAAAUUUAUUAUGCCACCAGAUCCUGAAAUUCUGGACCAUCCUUUCCAAUUAGAUAGUGUUUCGCCGAGAAGUUUUGAAGAAUUCACCAAUGAGCAAAUUCCAACGAACACUAGCUUGCCUUCUUCAGCAAGUUCAUAA
Molecule: messenger RNA, 735 nt
Organism: Botrytis porri
Lineage: Eukaryota; Fungi; Ascomycota; Leotiomycetes; Helotiales; Sclerotiniaceae
Exons: 2
Coding region: 1-735 (244 amino acids)
Source: RefSeq, a predicted model, not a curated record